Molecule: messenger RNA, 1041 nt
Organism: Emiliania huxleyi CCMP1516
Lineage: Eukaryota; Haptophyta; Isochrysidales; Noelaerhabdaceae
Exons: 4
Coding region: 1-1041 (346 amino acids)
Source: RefSeq, a predicted model, not a curated record
AUGAUCGACGAGAAGCCCUUCAGCGACGUUAGGCGCGCUCGCUUCGAGCGGGGCGGCAAGCGGGCGUGGCUCGGCAAGAGCGUCCGCCGUGUCGAUCGCUACGAGGCGACCUCGCAUGCCGACAAAACAGCGGAGGUGAAGCCCUCGAACGAGUGGAGCCAAGGAUGCGUUGGAGACGGAGAACCUGAGAAUCGCCGCCUCGUUUCGGCCCUCGAGUGCACGCUUGACGACAUGCCGUGCACGCUCGACAAGGAUGGGGCGUGGGAGUGGCUUCCGGCGCUGCUCGCGGAGCAUGCCAUCCAGCCCCCAUCGCUCGUCAAGAGCAAGGUCGAGGUGCGCCGCGAAGGAUGUCCGUCUCGCGCGGAGGCGCGACAGGCGGCGGCGCGGCGCUGCCAGCCUCGCGGCGGCGCAAUCUACCGCAUGCGCAACAAGAGGACGCCCGCACCGUUUGCCACGCCGCCGUCCGAGGCGCCCGAGGGCGUGCAGGGGGCGCUGCUCACGCCGAAGAGGGUCGGUGGGCGCGGUGGGCGGCACGCCUCGGCCGCGGUGGUGCGUGCCAACCGGGUGGAGGCAGCGUGGGACGUGGAGCGAGCAGGCGGCGUGGGCACGAAGAAUGCGUUUAUCGAGAUCGACCUGGGUCAAAACUGCGACCUCACCGAGGUGCUCGCCAUCGGAGAGGGCAGCCUGGCCGGCUCGCCGUGGGCUGCGUCGGGCUACGCUGUGAGCCCGCCGCCUCGCCAUUACACCGAUCUGCAGUGGGUGACUCGGUACGAAGUCUCGGUGCGCGAGGCGGGGGGGCGGGCGUGGCGCUCGCUCGGCGUGCACAGGGGGAACGACGACGCCACCUCGGAGGUGGUGCACUCCCUCUCGCAGUUCAAGGGCGGCGUGCGCGCGCGCUUCGGGCGCGCCUACGCCCCCAAGAGCGGCAACAAGUGCGGCUGCGCCUGCUGCCUCCGCUAUCCGCCCCGGCCCUCGCGCACCAGCCGCAAGGCGGAGCUGCGGAGCGCGGUGAACGGCCCUCGCUGCGAGGAGUGUGAGUGA